CCUCCUCUUCUUCUUCCCACUUCUCUUUCCCUGCCACGAUUUCCAAUAUCAACUACUCAAAAUUUUCCGUUUUCAGAGACUUUUAGAAGUUUUAGCUUCCGGGUAUUGUACAAGUUUCCAUUUCUUGCAGUUCUGACCAGCGCUUACAUAACCAUUUUAGUAAAACUUGAGUGAUUUGAACUUCUGGGUGUUGAAAAAGUUUCAAAGUUUUGCUUUAAUUUUGCUUUGGGGUCUGAUUUUUGAGGAGGGUGGGUGGGGGGAAUUUCCAUCAUAAGUAAAAGUCUGAAUUUUUUGGAAAAUGAUUCUGUUGCACAAAUGGUGCAUUCUGUGGAAGCUUAAUUCAAUUCUGGAGAAAAAAUUUAGUGUUUCCAAGAGUUUCUAUUUUUGGAUUUUCCAGAUCUUCAAUAGGUACAGUCUGGACACUUAGCCAGUUUAUUUGCCUUUUUCCUUUCCUCUGUUCUCUGCUCUGUUUUCGCCAUUUUCUGUUCAAAUAGUUAGUGAAAUACAACAAUGGGAGGCGCGUCUCUGCCCCCGGGGUUUCGUUUCCACCCCACAGACGAAGAAUUGGUCGGAUAUUACCUGAAAAGAAAAGUAGAAGGCCAGAAAUUUGAGCUUGAAGUGAUUCCGGUGAUCGAUUUAUACAAGUUUGAUCCAUGGGAGUUGCCUGAUAAGUCGUUCCUUCCGAAACGGGACAUGGAAUGGUUCUUCUUCUGUCCUCGAGAUCGGAAGUAUCCUAAUGGCUCAAGAACAAACAGAGCUACUAGAGCUGGCUACUGGAAAGCCACUGGGAAAGACAGGAAAGUUGUAGCUUGUCAAUCCACUGUGACUGGGUACCGUAAGACCUUGGUUUUCUACCGAGGACGGGCACCUUUAGGGGACCGAACGGACUGGGUCAUGCACGAGUAUCGCCUCUGCGAUGAUCCUUCUCAAGGAUCAGGUUUUCAGGGGGCUUUUGCUUUGUGUCGUGUUGUUAAGAAGAAUGAUCCGUCACAAAAGUCAAGUGAUUUCCAUGGAGAAGCGAAAGGAAAGCAGGUGGGAAGCAGUUCAAGCAAUGGUGAUUUCACCUCCGCAGCAAUCUCGAAUGAGAUCUUGAGCAUCUCAGACAACAUUCCAUCUCAAGCUAGUCAUGCAUACAAUGAGAGUAAUUAUUCGAGUCCUAUGGCUUCCCCUUAUGAAGCCGCACAGCCUGUGGAUUUUGAGCUUUCUUCAAGGGGGACCAAUCCUACAGACUUCUGGGUCUCACCUGAUCUAAUUCUAGAUUCUUCAAAGGACUAUCAGCAAGGACAAGAGACUGUAUCUGAAUUUGUUCCACAGUAUGAUUUUGCAAACUCAAUGAGUUCAUGGAAUCCAUACAGUGAAAUCUCACCCUGUUCAUCAUACUCAAAUUUUCCUGGGGAAGUUGAAUUUGCCGAUGACUUCAGUCGCAUUGGCUGCAUGUCGCCUUACUCAGGGGAUCCCAAUUACAUGGGAUUUUAUGGAAAUGAAGAUGUACCUUAUGAAGGGUUUGAAAAUCAAGUUCCAAUUUGCAGACAAGAGAGUGGAGAUGAGAGUUUUGGGGAGUGUAGCGGUCUAUGGUUGCAGGAAGACAACUUGGUGAUUGUAAUGUAAGGGUCUGCUCUGGAUAGCAUUGUCUGACCGGGUUUACCUUGUAUGGAACCAGCUAGAAGGGUCUCUGAGACAACGCCUUUUAUUGUUUGUUCAGAGUGGAAAAUACGAAGUACAACAGCCCAUUCUAGUAUAUUAAGCAGAAGGAAUUUCCAGUGAGAAUCCUCAUCAGCGUCGGUAUGGGAAUUGGUUUAGUAUCUAAAUGUUGAGUUGGGUUGUUGUUUGAAGCUGUUAGGUAGUAGAAAAAGAGGGAGACCUCCAAGUGAUGAUCACUUUUAUCGAUUACACCUGGAGUUGGUUCUGAUAUAUAUGUUUUUACCAAAUAAGCUUCCUGCACAGAAGCUGCCACUGUUAAUGAAAUCUAUGUUUCUUUCCUUAGUA
Vitis riparia (riverbank grape) is the source of this 1986-nucleotide messenger RNA. Its product is annotated as NAC domain-containing protein 71-like. The record is from RefSeq and is a predicted model, not a curated record. NCBI's taxonomy places the organism in Eukaryota, Viridiplantae, Streptophyta, Magnoliopsida, Vitales, Vitaceae. Gene Ontology annotation, molecular function: DNA binding. Gene Ontology annotation, biological process: regulation of DNA-templated transcription. Bases 511 to 1608 code for a protein of 365 amino acids. The transcript is spliced from 5 exons.